Molecule: messenger RNA, 1265 nt
Organism: Pimephales promelas (fathead minnow)
Lineage: Eukaryota; Metazoa; Chordata; Actinopteri; Cypriniformes; Leuciscidae
Biological process (GO): regulation of gene expression
Cellular component (GO): nucleus
Source: RefSeq, a predicted model, not a curated record
UUUUGGUCAGGUGGUGCGACGUCAUCAGGAUGCGCCGCUCCUGCAUCUGUUGACAUGAAAAAAGGACAGAGUGUCCAGACAUACAGUGAAACUUGUGACGCUAUUAUAAAGAUGACGUUUAUUAAAAAGGAGAGUGAAGACAUGAAGAUUGAAGAAGUAUUCAGUUUGAAACAAGAAGAUACUGAGGAGCAAACAGAUCUGAUGGGACUGAAAGAGGAGAGUGAAGUACUGAAUGAAAUGAAAGACCAUGAUCUGAUAACUGGAGAAAAAUCUUCUAGUGGCUCACAGACUGAAAAUACUACCUCUCAAAAAAAUGUUAGAAGAAAAGGAAGUUUUUUCACCUGCUUUCAGUGUGGAAAGAGUUUCAGUCACCAUGAAAACCUUAAAGUCCACAUGAGAAUUCACAAUGGAGAAAAGCCCUACACCUGCCAACACUGUGGAAAGAGUUUCUCUGAAAAUGGAAGCCUUAAAAUUCACACGAGACUUCACACAGGAGAGAAGCCUUACACUUGUGAUCAGUGUGGAAAGAGUUUCAGACAAAAUGCGGCCCUUAAAUACCACAUAAAAACUCAUACCGGAGAGAAGCCUUACACCUGCAAACUGUGUGGAAAUAGUUUUAUAGCAGAACCAAGCUUUAGGUGUCACAUGCACAUUCAUACUGGAGGGAAGACUUUCACGUGUGAUCAGUGUGGAAAGAGUUUUACACGUAAAGUAACCCUUAAUUCCCACAUGAGAAUUCACUCAAGAGAUUUUACAUGCCGUCAGUGUGGCAUGAUUUUUACAUGUAAAAAAUCAUUUGAUUCCCAUAUGAGAGUUCACACUGGAGAGAAGCCUUACACCUGCAAACUGUGUGGGAAGAUCUUCUCACAAAAAGGAUAUAUUACGAGUCACAUGAGAAUUCACACUGGAGAAAAGCCCUACACGUGUGAUCAGUGUGGAAAGAGUUUCAGACAAAAAGUAACCCUUAAUAAACAUGUGAGGAUUCACUUAAGAGAGAACCAUUUAACGUCAUCAGUGUAAACAACAACAAAAAUUUUCAGUUCAUUGAGAGUUGAGAGUUCACACUGGAGAGAAGCCUUUUACAUGUCUUGUACAGUGUGGAAAAAGUUUGAUAAAUCAAAGAGACUUGAAACAACAUUUUGCGAAGUCAUUCUGGGAGAAAAAGAUGUGUGUGUGAUGAUGAGGUUUAGAAUAAGGAUCAAUUUCAAACAUCACCUGCUUCAUUCCCUCUGGUUGAAGGCAAUUUAAUUGUGAUCAAUUUAAUA